This is a messenger RNA of Acyrthosiphon pisum (pea aphid), 777 nucleotides long. Its product is annotated as general transcription factor II-I repeat domain-containing protein 2-like. The transcript has a single exon. Bases 1 to 777 code for a protein of 258 amino acids. Lineage: Eukaryota; Metazoa; Arthropoda; Insecta; Hemiptera; Aphididae. The record is from RefSeq and is a predicted model, not a curated record.
AUGUCAGUCAGUAAAAAACGUAAAAUCUCGGAUGAAAGUCGCGUUUUUCAAGAAAAAUGGUCCAAUAAUUAUUUUUUUAUUCAAGUUAAAGAAAAGGCAAUAUGUUUGAUUUGUCAAGAAUCGAUUGCAGUGAUGAAAGAGUACAAUUUAAAACGACAUUAUGGUACCAAACAUGCAGCAAAAUAUGAUAUGAUACAAGGACAACUUCGAAUUGACAAACUUGCAUUGUUAAUGAAAAAUAUACAAGGUCAGUCUUCCGGUUUAAAAAAAUAUCAUAAAGACUCAGAAGCCAGUGUCAAAGCUAGUUUUAUAAUAGCACAAAAAAUUUCCGCUAAAUCGAAGCCGUUCACUGAUGGUGAAUUUAUAAAAGAGUGCAUGGAGGCGGCCUCUGAAAUUUUAUGUCCAGCACAAAAACAACUUUUUUCCAAAUUGAGUUUAUCAGGUGUAACUGUAGCAAGGCGUAUAGAAGAACUAGGAACUGAUAUUGAGAGCACCCUAAAAGAACGAAUUUCUAAAUUUAUUUUUUAUUCGCUGACCCUUGACGAAAGUACAGAUUUGUCAGAUACUGCUCAAUUAGCAAUUUUUGUUCGGGGUAUCGAUUCUAAUUUUAAUAUCACUGAAGAAUUAGCCGCGCUUUUUCCAAUGAAAGGCACAACAAAAAGUUGUGAUAUUUUUAAUGCGUUAAUAUCGACACUUAACCGUUUUGACAUCAAAUUAAAUAACCUUUCUGGAGUUAUAACCGAUGGAGUAAAAAAUAAUACGUGGCCCGCUGCAUAA